This is a messenger RNA of Hylaeus anthracinus, 4015 nucleotides long. Its product is annotated as probable E3 ubiquitin-protein ligase RNF144A. Bases 734 to 2059 code for a protein of 441 amino acids. Lineage: Eukaryota; Metazoa; Arthropoda; Insecta; Hymenoptera; Colletidae. Gene Ontology annotation, biological process: protein polyubiquitination; ubiquitin-dependent protein catabolic process; positive regulation of proteasomal ubiquitin-dependent protein catabolic process. The transcript is spliced from 6 exons. Gene Ontology annotation, cellular component: cytoplasm; ubiquitin ligase complex. Gene Ontology annotation, molecular function: zinc ion binding; ubiquitin protein ligase activity; ubiquitin conjugating enzyme binding. The record is from RefSeq and is a predicted model, not a curated record.
UCGGGUUUUGUUAUGUAGGAUUAUUGUUCUUUUUUUUUUUCAUUUAUCAUUUGCGUGCCAAUAAUAUCGUUUGAAGACUUAUGCAAAUAUAAUUGUUACAAAAUGUUGCAUUGGUAACUUCAGAAUACGCAUAACGUGCAAGAUAUUAAAUUAUUUGAAAAAGAACCUAAAUGUUACAAACAAAAUUCGACACCUAUAAUACUGUAUCUUUAAAUCUGUUACCUUCCCACCUUCCCACGUAGCAAUGGUAGAAAGUAUAUCGGGAAAAGAGUAACCAGUGAAUAUUUUAACAAAUUAUUACUUACAGUUAGGUAUUAUCUACCGGGAUGAGUAAUUUUACCAGAUAACGCUACGUUAAAAAUUUACCAGAGUUCGAGCUUCCGAGCGUAUUUUUAAUUUGAUGUUUGUCACAAUAUUUUGUUGCCUGUCGCUGUACCAUUCGUACGUGUCAAGAAAGUCAGAACGAUACAGUAUUAUGUCAACCGCAAGAACAAUUGCAAUUUCUGUAAAGAUAUCGCAGCACAGACGUAACGACAAUCUUUUUUCCCGAUAUUCUAAGAAAAAGUGUAAGCAAGUGGGGGCGGAAGUAGUUAGUCGAAUUAUGCAGAAGAAAAUGAAACGUGACGAGCAUUGUGAAGUUGUGCCAGUAUGAACAGAUUGAAAUAUGCAGUGGCAAAUCGUUUUAUGGGUGUGACAUUUUUAAUUUUAAUGAUUUAUAUGUGCCCUUUGUUAUAUGGCAAGCGCUGUUGCAAACUGUCUAGAUAAAGGGAUGCCCAGCCUACAUUCGCUCGUCGUACGACGAGCUCCACUAAUGGAUAUGGGUACUGCCACCAGCUCCGUGACAUCUGUAAAUCCGUCUACUAAAAUUGCUACCAAUCAAAAGAAAGCCGACAAGUCGAAUAAACUUAAUGGAGUCAGAUUACCUUUGUUACGAAAGGAAGCAAGCGUUGUAAAUCUUUCAUUGACGGAAAGAACUGUGUUGGGGAAAGGAGUAGAUGCACCUUUACUUAGACCCGAAAGUAGCGCGAGUUUGGAGGCCCGUGGUAGUAGCUGGCUAAGCAUGGGUCCAGGAGUAUUGAGAAAAUGUGAAACAACAGUGGGAUUAAGUACUUCUGCGUUAGAAGGGAGACCCAUAAAUCGCAGUCGUGUGUGCUCUAGAUGUUCCAGUUUGUUAUCAUUGGCAUCUAGUUCACGCUACAGCUUAGCUGCAGGCAAUUUUGUCCCUGCAGGUUCUCAGCAAACGCUUGGACGAAUUUUUUGUAAGAUAUGUCUUGUCGACACUUCUCUUUCCAAAACAUUUAAAAUAGAAGGCUGUGGUUGUUCUUACUGUAAAGAUUGUGUGAAAGAGUAUGUCGAGCAUGAGAUUGAAGAAGGUGCAUAUGAAAUUAGUUGUCCAGAUGCGCAAUGCGAACACGGAGCAAUACUUUCUAUAAAGGAAAUAACAAGUCUAGUUAGUUCUGAACUUAUGGAGAAGCAUCAUAAAUUUCGCUUGAAUAGAGAUGUAUCUAUGGACAAAGCACGUGCUUGGUGUCCACGCGCAGGUUGUGAAACGAUAUGUUCGAUAAAUGCUACCGCAUCAAAUGGGACUGCUAUCGGACCUGUUCAUUGUCCCAAUUGCUCUACAGACUUCUGUUCUAUAUGUCGAGAGUCUUGGCAUAGCGGUCCAUGUUCUGAUCUUUCGUUAGGUAUACCAUUCGAUGGUGACCACAUCAAAUGCUGUCCUAUGUGUUCUGUACCUAUCGAAAAGGAUGAAGGAUGUGCUCAAAUGAUGUGUAAAAGAUGUAAACAUGUUUUUUGUUGGUAUUGUUUAGCUUCUUUAGAUGAUGACUUUUUAUUGCGACAUUAUGACAAAGGACCAUGUAAAAAUAAAUUGGGUCAUUCACGUGCGUCAGUUAUUUGGCACAGAACACAGGUCAUUGGAAUUUUUGCUGGAUUUGGGUUACUCUUGCUUGUUGCAUCACCGUUACUUUUAUUGGCUGCACCUUGUAUCGUUUGCUGUAAAUGCCGUGUAUGUGGUUCAUCUAGACUUGAACAAGAGGAAGGUGAUACUACGACAUAGGAACGUUAAAAGGUUUUCAAUAUUCCUCCAAUUUCUCUUUAGUACGAUGAACAGUUAAAUUACAUUAUUCAGUAUGUGAAUGCCACUGGUGACUUAUAUAGAUAUACAUUGUAUCUAGAGCAUCGCACCACCUAUAUUAUAGGGGAUGUGAAAGAUAAAACAUCUGUGAAUUACACGUAUAAAAUCCUCGUGAUAAAGGGAUUACAUUCUAUUUUAUACUACGUUAGGAUUUUAUUUAUAAUCAAAAGAUAUUUUGAUUAUCGACAAGUUAGUUUCAAGUCUUUGAGUUUACAAUAAAAUAUCUCCACGUAUUUGUACAUAUUUCUAGUGUGAUUAUUUUUAAGUAAAAAAACUUAAAACGUUUACAGAAAGCUACUUAAUACUUAACUGCAUCUUGACAGUUAUAAGUUUAGAUUUUGAGACGUAGUAAUGUCUUUUUUUUACCGAUACUAUUAAUAAUAUUUACAUUUAAACGAGUUUAAUACACCAAAUCAUAAAUACUCAUGAAUUUUGUUCAUAACAUUCCAGAAAAUUACGUUUACAUCGGAUGUACUGCCAUAUUCAGAAUUAUAUCAGCUCUUUUUAUAGAUACGUGAAUUACUUCCCAUAUAUUUGUAAAAUCUUUAACAAUACUCGACACAUCAUACUCGUGUACUUUUAAUAUUCGUUGGUUGUCGUCAAUCUAAAGUAAAGUUUUUGUGAAUAUAAAUAAGCAUAAAUUAAUAAAUGAACAAUGUAUAUCUAUAUGCACGUCUGUUUGAAUUCAGCAUAAUUAAGGUAUUUCAUUAUUGGUAAAUUUGCUAACUAUCGGGUACAUCGCAUAACUUCUUCGUAAUGUAUUAUUUUUCGAGUGCUCCUCUGUUUAUAUUGCAGAAUUAACUACAUGUAUAUUACAUGUACAUUAUUAUAGAUACAUACAUAUAUAUAUAUAUGUAAUUAAGUGGUACGUAAGUUCUACCAUAUUUGUGAAAAAUUUCAAAUUUAGAAUAUCUGUAAAUUCCAUUAUUAAUACGUAUUUAAUAUACUUAAUAUUAUUAACAAUAUACUUGUUACAAAAACGAUUUCUUAGUUUAACCCUUUGCGGAAGAACGUUUUGAAAUACGAGUCUUGAACGGAAUGGGUCGAUUUUGAAAGAGAAACGGUUUAAAGCUAACUUUAUUCGAUGUGUAAAUUUAAUUCAAAUUUAAUAAACUGUUACACGCAAGUACUACCUUUCAUCGAUUUGCUACGAGAAAUUCCUGACGCGUGUCCAAAAAUGGUAGAAGUAUGUUGUCUGAAAUAUACGCACUCUCAAAGGGUUAAAAGAACAUUGCUCUGUAUAUGGUGUAACGCUAUCGAAAUUCAAUUCUUCGACUUCAUAAUAGUUUAGGCCACGAAUAGUAAGAGCACCAUGUUAUAACGAAUAAAGUUAGAUAAUUAUAACAUAUAUGACAGACCACUCAAUUUCUAAUAACAGUUACAUGCUAUACUUGGCAAAGCAUUUCUUUCUAUUUGAGGAAAAAAAAUUCAUAAAUUUACAUUAUUAUCGCGAUGGUAAAAGAUAUUUUUCGUUUUAUAUGUGUAUACGUACGUAUACACACAUGUGAAUAGUUUAUAAAUUAAUAUAUCCAUAGGUAAAUUAAUCGAGAUAUAUGGUCGUCCUUUACAGUACAUUAGUGGACGAGAAAUUAUUUAAAUUACAUGAAACAUGCAAGUCUUUAUUAAGCAUCUGUUAAUCUAUCUUAUUGAUUAUAAUUGGUUGUAAAUAAAGGCACUGGUUUCUGUAUAUAUAUAUAUAUGUACACACAUAUGUCUAUAUAUACAUGCAACUUCGUCCUUAGAUUACACAUACAUGUACAUGUAAAUAUUUGUAUCUGUUGAUGCAACUAUGCACGGGAGUCAUUUCAACUCGUACAUCAUAUGAAAUAAAAAUGUAAUUGAUUACAAGUUAUAAUAGAAGAUAAAUGUAGCAAUUCA